AUGCCAGGUAAACCUGCACCCAUCAAGAAGUCCCCAGCCAAGAAGGCUGCCGUGAAGGCACCUGAGCCCGCCCCGGAGCCUGCACCCGCUCCAGCAGAGGCUCCACCUGCAGAGGCUCCACCUGCGGAAGCUGCACCUGCGGAGGCUGCACCUGCGGAGGCCGCUCCCGCCGAGGCGGCACCGGCUGAGGCUGCUCCUGCACCUCCGGCAGAGGAGACCCCGGCUCCGGAAGCACCCGCUCCAGGUACUGCAGAGAGUAGAGAUAAUGUAGCCAGUUUGAGGAGAUUAGCCGACUUGGAGAAACACUGCUGCCUUUAUAAGUGACAGGAGCCUUUUUUCCUUUCUCCAACUCAAAGUGAGGGGUUAAUUUGGCGAAAACUACCUCCUAGAGGUUUUAAGUGAAGUGUUGGAUUAACUCAGGGGUCUUACCAUGUCGCUUGAGCUGAAGUAUUGACUGAUAAUUACAAACUGAUUUUUUUCUCCGGUUUUUACAUUUAUCUGCAGCUGAAGAAGUAAACAAGUCUGUGAAACUUCUGUAAUAGGCUACAGAACACAGACUUUAUCUUAUCAUAUAUUGAUUCAGCUUUUGUUAAAACAUGAGCAUGUCCAAACAUUAACCUUUUUUUUUUUUUAUUCAUUUUUAUUUAUUUAUUUUUUUACCCUUUUAAUAGCAGGCUUCUGAUGAGUUAUCUUACAGUUGUAGCAGCCAUUGCUCUUAUAGCCUCUAUGAUUCAGCAGAUGCUAGUAUAAUGUUUCUUCAUAUUCAGAGUUUGAAUGAUAGAUACUACAACUCUUGCCCUGAGCAGCAGCCCAUCUUGUAAGGAGCCACAAAUAGCCACAAGUAUUAGAGGAGCUGCAGCAUCUAUGACCUUCUUCUCUUAUUUAACCAAAUAGAUAAUGUUUGUUUUCUACAUUAGGUUGUUUUGCAUCUCAGAGUUUAGUUUAAACCUAAUUUAAUGAACAUAGGGGGAUAGAAACGUGUGAAGAAUUAUACUAGCUGUAGACGGAUCAGGCUACUGAACUGAGCUGAGAUAAAAUCCACAUGGGUGGAUUGUUUUUCCAGUCCCACUUUAGCCUCCUUGAUCUAAACCUGAAUCUAAUACAGUAGUUCGAUGGCUCUUGCUUUUCAAAUUAAUUUCCCGAGAGGUUAUUUUUUAUUACAUGUAAAAAACACAUAACUUUGAAAUCCUGCAUAAACCGUUCCUGCAAAAAAUGAUGGAACAAGUAGCAGCUUAUAUUGCAUGGGACUCACAUACUAGCUAAGUUAUUGGACCCACAAGUGGUCACUACAUCAGCCCCCAAGGCCUGGUAAACACAGAGUUUCAUGUCCUCUAGAUCAGUGGUUCUCAACUGGUGGGUUCCGACCCGAAAGUGGGUCAAGGACACGUUCUGGAUGAGUCACGAACAGCUGGUCAAAAAAAUAAAUAUUUAAUACGAUAUUUAUUAGAUAUUUGAUAUUUUCUGUAUAUGCAACUUCAGUAGUUGUUGUCCCCAUGUGUCCCCUUCAUGUGCUCUGAAAUCCACUUUAUUCAAUAAAACAAAUGGAUUUAUGUUAAAGAUUAGAGUCUUUAAAUUAUUUUUUUUUUUUUUGUAAAAAAUACAUUUGCUUGGUUUGAAUUCUAUAAAAGUGGGUCACGACUGAAGGACCAUGAGAAAAUUUGGGUCCCAGAGUGAAACCAGUUGAGAACCACUGCUUUAGAUUUCCUCUACAUGAAAUAAAAGUUAUUUAAAGUGUUUGUUUACCAGUCCUUGGUUGUUGCAGUGCAUUACUUAUGGAUUUAAUGAGUGACUGCUGUUGUUUUGCUAACCACAACAUGUAACCCCUAGCUUCAGAUGAGGGCACUCCCCCUGAGGAAGGAGGUGACUUGACAGCUCCUGCUGAGGGUAAACACACACCGUGGGUGUCCAAAAUGCAGAGCACGAUGUUUGUGUGGGUGUCCCACUGUGCACAACACGUGCUUGUGUUUCUCCUUCCUGAUUAGUGUUUUAAGUAAUUUCUCUAUUUUUGUGUUUUUAUCCAUUCAUCUUGGGCUCUGUGUGUCUCAAGUUUUCCCUUUGUUGGACAUGUUUGGUCUUCAGUUCUCUCCGUGUCUUCCAAAUGUGCUCACGAGUUAGUUUUUGUAAUCAGCUCCUCUGUCUGUGUCAUCCUGACUUGCCAAAGCUUUGUACCUCUUACUCAAUCCUGCUGCUUGCUUCGCAGGAGUACUUUUAAUCAAAUUAGCCUAACAUUGAUUGAUGCCCAGCAUGAUUAAUGUAACAUUGUAAACCACUAAUUGGCUUUCCUAAUGGCAUUUAAACGCUAGCUGCUGCUCCUGCUCCUGCUGCUGCUGAAGAAGGUGCCGCUGCUCCAGCAGAAGAGGCCCCCGCAGACGGUAAACAGAAAUCAACACACUGACAGCAACAUUUCUGCAAAAACAACAUAAAGCAUUGCAAGCAACAUCUGCAGUUUGCUAAUACUCAUCAACAGCCAAUCCACAGCAUGAUUACUGUAACAAUAUAAACCACUAAUUUGCCCUCCUGAUGGCAUUUUAACAUUAGCUGCUGCUGCUCCUCCUGCUGCUGCUGCUGAAGAAGCUGCUGCUGCUCCAGCAGAAGAGGCCCCAGCAGACGGUAAACGGAAAUCAACACAGUGACAGCAAAAACGCCAAAACCACUGCAUGAAAUAACUGCAUUAUUACAAUAUUCAUCAACAACCGAUUCACCGCAUGAUUUAUCUUACUUUAUGGACCACUAAUUGGAUUUCUUAAUGGCAUUUUAACAUUAGCUGCUGCUCCUGCUGCUGCGCCUGAAGAAGGUGUCGCUGCACCAGCAGAAGAAGCCCCCGCAGAUGGUAAACAGAAACUGACACACUGACAACAAAAACACAAAAACCACUGCAAUAAAUAGGUGCAUUAUGAAAAUACUCAUCCAAGACUGAUCCACAGCAUGAUUUAUGGUUCAUUAUAAACCACUAAUUAGAUUUCCUAAUGGCAUUCUAUAUUAGCUGCUGCUGCUCCUGCUGCGGCUGAAGAAGUUGCCGCUGCACCAGCAGAGGAAGCUCCUGCAGAUGGUAAACUGAAACUGACACACUGAUGGCAACAUUUCUGCAAAAACUCAAAAAACACAGCAUGAAAAAAUUGCAUUAUAGAAAUACUCAUCCACAACCAAUCAACAGCAUGAAAAUAUUACAUUUUAGACAACUUAUUUAAUAUACUAAUGGCAUUUUAACAUUAGCUGCUGCUGCUCCUGCUGCUGCUGCUGAAGAAGUUGCCGCUGCACCAGCAGAGGAAGCUCCUGCAGAUGGUAAACUGAAACUGACACACUGACAGCAACAUUUCUGCAAAAACUCAAAAAACACAGCAUGAAACAGUUGCAUUAUAAAAAUACUCAUCCACAGCCAAUCAUCAGCAUGAGUAUUGUUACAUUAUAAACAACUUAUUGGAUAUACUAAUGGCAUUUAAACAUUAGCUGCUGCUGCUCCUGCUGCUGCUGCUGAAGAAGGUGUCGCUGCACCAGCAGAAGAAGCUCCUGCAGACGGUAAACAAAAGCCAACACACCUCCAGCAAAAAACACAAAAACUUUGCAUGAUAACUGCAUUAUUUAAAUACUCAUCAACAACCAAUUCACUGCAUGAGUUAUCUUACAUUAUGUACCACUCAUUGGAUCUCCUGACGGCAUUUUAACAUUAGCUGCUGCUCCUGCUGCUGCGCCUGAAGAAGGUGUCGCUGCACCAGCAGAAGAAGCCCCCGCAGACGGUAAACCGAAACUGACACACUGACAGCAACAUUUCUGCAAAAACACAAAAACUACUGCAAGAAAUAACUGCAUUAUUAACAAUAUACUCAUAAGUCAAGCUAUGUAUGAUGCUUUUAUCCAGCUGUGAGGACUCACAACUUCUUCAGGAUCAUCAGAUUGGUACUACAUUAAAAGACGACGGAUUUAAGCAGGUCCUCAUUGCUGGCGCGUGUUUUUAAAAACCACAUUAACCUUCCGCUUGUUUGAUGCUAGCCGCUCCAGCUGAAGCUGCUGAACCUGCUGUAGUUGAGGAGCCGCCAAAGGCACCCACACCUCCACCUCCUGCAGGUAACAUCCACAAGGUGCUCUGUUGGUCAAGUCUUUUUGAUUAUAACAGCUGAACAUAGAUAUGUCGAACUUGUUCUUUUGGGCGCAAAGAUAUACAUUCGUAUUGAAAAAACAGGCAGAUGUUCACUUUUAGCUAGUGGUAACAGCAAAUAUUCAAGUUUUGAUGAAAAACCAUCACUUUACUCAACUGAUGUAUUAACUUCUACUCAUUAUAGGAACAGAUACAAGAAUGUGUGUUGAGUUAUUUGCUCUUAAAGUCAAUUCAGGUACUUGAAAAUCUUGGUAGAAGUAUUUAUUGGUUGCGGUCUAGCUUGUGGUCUUGAUGUUUAUUGAGGACUACGUUUCCAUUUAGUGUUUUUCCAGUGUCCAGUUUCCUCAGGUCAUCUUCUGUCGUUCAUUUGAAUCCUUAAUUAACCCGUCUGAAUCUCCUCCAGUCCCCACCAGCCCUCCUCUGGAUGUCUCUGUGGAAGACGUGAAUGACUCCAGUCUCACCAUUAAAUGGACUGCCCCAGCGACCAUUGGAGACUCUGGCCUGGAUGGAUAUGCCAUUGAAUACUGCAAGGAUGGAAGUAAGUCUCCAUAUGCGUGUGUUUGUGUGUGUGUGUGAGUGCGUGUGUGUGGGGCUGCACCUGUCCCCAGAGUGUCAGAGGGCAGAUAGACUCAUAGCUGGGUCCAGACCGUAUACGGCAGGCAGCAUUUCACCGGCUGUCACUGUAUCUCCUGACACCACUUUUAGAAGCGCUCGUUUGCUCGGAUGACAGCGAGCCUUCUGAGGUUUCAUCCUGAUGGCCAAAGUGUACACCUUAUGAGCAUGUUUGUAAACGUGUGUCGACAGGUGAUAAACUACUUAACAUCUCCCAUUAGGGGGUGUUUUACACUCAAAUUAGAAGAAAGUCGAAUGUAUGUUAUGUAUCAAGUGAAAAUAAGAAGCAACCUUGUAAUACCAACAUGAUUAACACUCUUAAAGUGAAGCAUAUUUGGUGUUUUUCCUACAGCGACAGACUGGGUUGCGGCUCAAGAGGAGCUGACCCCAUCUAACCGCCUCUGCAUCAAGAAUCUGACGACCGGUGACCUGCUGCAUGUGCGUGUGGUGGCUGUAAACCCUGGUGGCCGCAGUGAACCUGGGACACUCGCUGCACCAGUGCCAAUCCGGGAGGUUGCUGGUGAGUAGCAGCCAAGAAGUUUUUCAAUCUGAGCAUUCGUCAUCUCUCACUGUAUUGAGCUUGUCAUUGCAAAAACCUUUCUAGCUUCAUGCAGAGAACAAGAUUUUUUGCAACAAGGAGAAGAAGAUAAAGGAAACUAGAGUGCAGAAUGAUCAAAAGUGAAUUUGAUUUCUCCACAGAAGUUUUAAUCAAAGUAUUAAACCCUCAAAUGAAUCUUCCGUAGAAAGAAAGCUUUGAUAUUUGCGGUUUCCGCCGUGUUAAGACAGCUCUUCCAACUUCUUUUGUCGAACCUCUUUAUCAGAAGCCCUCUCGUGGUUGUAACUUAUGACCUAUCCUUAAAAUACUCAUGUUGCAACCCUGAAGUUAUUAACUGCUGUGGCCUCAGAUGGACUUCAGUGAUGUGUGUACAUAAAUCCCACAGGUGUUGACAAGACCUUUCAUUGGCUGUAAAUCUUGCUUUCACUAACACGUACUCACGUCUUCAGACGUUACUGAAGGUCUGACAGAUUACGGCACUAGACGGUCAGGCGCUCUAAAUAUUUAUACCUUUAAUUUUUAAUCAUUUAAUAAUUCGAAUUAAUUAAUUGACCCUUUUAUAGCCUUGAGUAUUACAAAAAUAUUAAGCUAACAACAGUAAUAAAAAGUUAUGAUAAGAGUAACAGCAGAGACAAAAAAAUCUUCUUAUACUGCACAGGAUCUUUUUUCCGUUCUGCACAAUAUUGACUCAAACACUGGUGCAGCUACAGUGAAAGGUCUGGAUCUCAAACAGCUCGUGCUGCAUCACUCUCACUGGUCUUAAAGAUGAUUAAAUGAAAGUCUUGAGUCAGACAGAGGAAGCACUUAGCUAAUGAACCAUCUGGCAGCUCUUUUCAAGUGACUGCAGCCCCGUGAGCAUGACCUCCUGAUCACUUUCCCUCUUCACUUCAUGAGAAAACUCUCUUACCGAAUUGUUGUGUUACACAGGUGCAACUAGUACGUGAUAUUACAAGUAAACUAUAGCAUAGUGUAGUAAUAUUAAACCAUGUGAUUACCUGCUGAGCACUACCUUUAUUUGUGUUUCUGUUGAACUUCUUAGAAGUUGGCAGCAGAUAAACUGGAUUAAAUAAUUAAAUCACAGCUGGUUCGCUAAUGUCUUUUGGUGCCUCUAAUCCAAACAAGAGUCAAAAUUCAUGUGUGUAUAUAUUUUUACUGAUCAAAUAACAUCAGGUUAUUUAUUUAUGCCUCUGUGUACAACUAUCAGCGUUUUGUGUGUAAAUUAAUAGCCUUGUUUUUUAAGUGUAGUUGAGAUCAUUCCAGGGUCAUUAAAAAAUACUACCUCCUGAGCAGGGGGGUUUCAAGGAGAAGAUGGUUCACCCUGGAACUAAAUUUAGACUCUGGUUCCACACAGAGUUCCUCGAAAGGUCCGUAGUUCUUGCGUAAAGAUCCUACGGUUGAAAAGCACGUGAUGUUUAAAUGAAUGGAUGGUGACUCUGUUUACUUCAUAUGAGUUCCACUGAUGAGUUUUUUGAGGAAUCAUGUUUAAAAAAGCUCCUUUAAAUCAAAAACUGUUAAAGUUAUUUUGUUCUGACCGAAAACAUGACUCAUACUAGGUGCAUCUAUGAAGAAUAAUAAGGUUGAGUAUCCAUAAAACAUCUGAUCUAUUACAUGAAGCCAAAGCGUGAUCUGAACAUCUCGGAUCAUUUUGUUCUCACAAUUAAAAUGUAGAAUAUUUUCUCAUACCAGUUUUUAUUUUUUUUUAUUUUACAGCAGCAAAAGCUCCAAAAUAAACAUGGAUUUUCAUUUCCUCUUUUUAUUUUGAUGGGUGUAAUGAAAGAUUAAAAAUCCCCUAGAACUGCUAAAAAAAACAACUUGCCAAAGCAAAACUUGCAGAUCCUCUUUCUUCUGUUUAACAUCAGUUUCAUUUCAGAGCCUUGACUUUCCAUCAGCUCUCACUUUGAGUCACAUUGGCAGGGUGUCAUCCUGAGCUGACAUGCCCCAGUUAUCCACUUUUAGAAGAACAGCUUACCGUCUCUGAGCGAAUUUCCUGGUCGCAGUUCAAACUGCUGUGGACAAACAGGAAACUUUAGUAGAGAAACGCAAGUUGUGCAAUUAGAUCUGCUGGCCGAAUGAGGGGAGCGACACAUGAGCCUAAUAGAUGGAUUCUGGGUGGCUUGUUGGGGGUAAAUUCAGCUGUGUGUCCUGACCAGACACCCAGCCACACAUUCAGGUCUCUGAUAAAGACACGCUGUCCUACAUAUGCUGAAAGCCCCCCACAAAGACACUUUAUCCAGAGACAAAGACAGGUUAGAGAUGGUGUGCAGGAGGACUCUCUGGCUGCUGGAUGCUGUAAUGCUAGCUGCACUUCCGGGCAUUGCUGGGAAGUGUUCUGAUUAGCAGGGAUUAUUGUUUGAGCCAAAUCUGGAUGCAGACCUGAUCCCCAUGGGUAAUAAUGCUUGCAGCAGCUACACCGGCCUGUGCAGCAGUGUAGCAGUGACAAAUGUUGGAGUAGAAAGCAGGCGAGAAAUCAGGGUUGAUUUGAAAGAAUGUAAGAAGAAAUUAUGACACCUACAAAAGAUGCAGAGGAGAGAUGAUUUUGAGUGGAUGAGGAGGUCACUGCAAGGGGGAAAGGUGAUGGAGGGCAGCAGCUUCAAUGUUUCAUGUUUCCAGUAAGCCCACGGAGCUUUUCAGAUAUCUGCUGCUUAUGCACAAACAUGCUAGAGAUGCUGUCCCUGAUACUUAUCACCCAGACCAAACACAAGCAUCCAGCAGAGUGGCUUACUAGUAGUCUCACAAAGUCCCAACCCCAGUGAAAUUUCAUCCCUAUCGUUUUAUUCACAGCACAAGCACCAGCAGUUAUCGCUGUUGAUUAGGAUGCCUCUAGACUUCGUAACUGUAGGUGUUUGGAGAUGUGAUGUUUGAUCACUCCAGUCGAAGCUGAAAGUGAUGACAUCCUCCUGCUGCUUCUUUGUGCAUGACAUGAGGGAACACGUGUUGGUUCGUGUCCAAGUGUCUCAUCACCAAAGCUAUUUUGAGUGCUGGUGGGCACAGGGUCUUCCUCUUUGGACUGUCUCUACCCAGCUACUGAAUGUCUUCUACCCUCAUAAAUGCAAAAUCUCCUUUUCUAUGUAUGGCCACUCAUAAAAAGCAACCUUUCUAAACAGUUACCUACAAAUUUCCCAUACAAACUACAACAACAUGUACUUUUUCAUCACUGGACUAACCUAGGGGGUUAAUUUUAGCUCAUUCGGUCAUGGUGUCUGGUCAGACUCACCCAGCAUCAGCUGGUCUAUUUAGGUCUGGUAGAGCUGACGUUCUGAGUGUACUCGACCCCAAUUUGGAAGUGAUCUCUGCACAGUUUGUACACUGUGCAUGGGUAACUGGUGUGGUUAGUUAGGAGUUUAAGUGAUGCAACAGACGGGCUAAUGAAAAUAGAAAACUUAUGACGUUCAGAGCUCGAAAUAUGACAUGCUCAAAUAUCCUCCUGGUUUUCAGAUCGUCCCAAGAUCCGCAUGCCUCGUCAGCUCAGAGCCAGAGUUGUCAAGCAGGUUGGAGAGCAGAUCAAUCUGGUCAUCCCUUUUCUUGUAAGCACAAACACACAUACACAUCUAAAUAAUGCAUAAAAAAAAACUUAGAAAUUUGCACAGAAGUAUUUAAUUUUCCUCUUUUUUUUUCUGACUCAUCAGGGAAAGCCCAAACCUGCGGUGUCCUGGCUGAAGGAUGGUCAGCCUCUGGACACAAAGAGGGUUAACAUCAGGAACAGCGACAAGGAUACCAUCAUUUUUAUCCGCCAGGCUCAGAGGGAGGACUCUGGUGUUUAUGAGAUAUCUGUUAAAGUGGAAAGCUUUGAAGACAAAGUCCCCCUUGUGCUUCAGAUCGUGGGUGAGUCACACCUGGGUAAUGUUUACAUUCACAAAUAGAAGCACAUUUGCGCUUGUUGCCUCCGGGACUUCUGACUUGCUCCAACAGCGGUUCAUAGCACAUGCAGACACGCAUCACACCUCUUACAAUGAUGACCUUUGACCCCGGAGUGUUUGACCCAGCUGUCGGCUGCUGGUGUUAAAGUGUGCUGCCUGACAUUAGUGGCAUUAACAAACAAAUACCUGGUCCAAUUUUGAUCUAACAGAGCCAGGAGCUGACACCAUCCGUGCUUUGAUGAAAACACUGGUUAUAACUCUAACACUUAAUAAUGACUCAUACUGAUGUGUCUCCUCAGAGCUGCCUGGACCUCCUACCAGUAUGAAGCUGGUGGACUCCUGGGGCUUCAACGCUGCACUGGAAUGGACCCCUCCUAAGGAUAAUGGCAACACAGAGAUCACAGGAUACACCGUGCAGAAGGCCGACAAGAAGACUGGGGUAAAAAACAUAUUGUCAAACUGAUAUACAGUACAGGCCAAAAGUUUGGACACACCUUCUCAUUCAAUGUCUUUUCUUUAUUUUUUUAUAUGACUAUUUACAUUGUAGAUUAUUAGUGAAGGCAUUAAAAAUAUGAAUGAACACAUGUAGAAAUUUGUACUUAUAAAAAAAGUGUGAAAUAACCGAAAACAUGUUUUAUAUUCUAGUUUCUUUAAAAUAGCCACCCUUUGCUCUUGAUGACAAAAGUACCUUGUCAGGGUUACUUCAGGCACUCCUGUGAAGUAAAAACCAUUUCAGGUGACUACCUCAUGAAGCUCAAUGAGAGAACAGCUAAAGUUUGCAGCGCUAUCAAAAAAGCAAAGGGUGGCUACUUUGAGAAAUCUAAAAUUUAAAACAUGUUUUCAGUUAUUUCACACUUUUUUCUUAAGCACAUGAUUCCGCAUGUGUUCAUUCAUAGUUUUGAGAAUCUACAAUUUAAAUAGUAAUGAAAACAAAGAAAAUGCAUUGAAUGAGAAGGUGUGUCCAAACUUUUGGCCUGUACUGUAUAACCAUGCUUUGACCAUGUUUGCACUCUUUCAUUCACUGAACAAGAUAGACUGAAUUCUACCGCAUUUCCUUGCAUGAACUAACCCAUACAGCUGCUGUAAUAACCCUUUUCACACGCGAACCGGACAUUCAGGUUAUUAUAAUUUUAGGAACAGCCUCUCACACAUGCAAAGUACAAAGAAGUCAUGAUGCAGACAACUGAAGGUGGCAGAGAAGAGUUUAAAGCAACACGAACAAGGUCAUCGCCCCGGGCCCCUCGCUCGCAGUAAAUUCUCCAGACUAUUACCCGCUGGGUUCAUGUGUCUCAUCCCAAAGUCACCCAAACAUUUCACCAGGAGACGGGCUGGAAACGAAAGCAGAAAGUUGGGAGAGAGCAGAUUAAGGCACUUGCAUUUACAUAAUCGCCCAACCAAUUUAGCAUCUUGAAAUGGUGAGGAGUGCAGAGCUUGUGCCAAAGGGGUUCAUGUUACUGUGCAGCAGACAGUGGGUAAGUUUCUACCAGGGGCUGCUGAGAAAAGAACCAUGAAGACUUACUUUGAUUGUCUCAUGCUAGUUUCACUUGAACCAUCUCUAUAACUUUAGACUUUUUACAGAGACUACUCAGAAGAGGUAAAAAUAACAUUAUAAUAGUGGUUUGAUCUAUUGUUGACUUUGCUUUGUCUGCAAGGUGUCCCCUCCCAUUUUAAAACAUGUAUCUACCAAGAUCAGACUAAAGACAAUUCCUGUUAAACUCCUGUCCAAACCAACUUAAUGUACUAUCUGAUAUGAGCAGAAUAUGUGAGCUGAGACCACGGUUUCUAAGUCCUCUCUCAUGCCUUGUGAAGUGCUACAGGGAUCUGUCCUGGGGCCCCUACUGUUCUCCCAUUACGUGUAGUCAUAAACAGAUUUUAAUUUAUUCUAUCACCUGUAUGCAGAGGAUAUGCAACUCCACUUCACAUUUAAACCCAUGAAACCUGUUGGUUGCCUUGACUCUUGGACUCUCUCUAUAUAUAUGACUGGUGCUAACUUACAGCCAAAUGCAGAUGAGACUGAGAUGCAAGUUUUUGCCCAAGAUAGGAUUGUUCCUAUAGUCUUAUACGGUAUUGAAUCCCUUUCCCAUGGUGCUCAUUCCAGUCUCAGGAUGUGGUAUCUAGUCAGGACUGUAGUCAGCACCAUACAUCUUUGACAGCUAAACUGAAGAUCGUACGUGAUGAUGUUAUUUUCAUCCAGGAAUUAUCCAUGCACAGAGAUUCUAGGUGUCUACCCCUGAACUUGAGAUGCACAUAUAUGCUUCCAUGUCAUCAUGCAUGAACUCCUGAUAUUUUGUCUGAUACUCACUUAGCAUGUCUGCUCUAAAUCACCUGCAGUCAGUACAGAACGCUGCAGGAGUGUCAAGGAGGUCAAAUAAACAGUCUCACAGCGCCCCAAUGCUCAGAUCCCCUUUUAGAUUUCAGACAGACCCUGAAUUAUGGAGUUGAACUGAUUCAUCCCCAUCAGCAGACCUGUUUCCUCAAGUCUGAAACACUGUAUCAACUAUCAUCUAUACAUAUGCAUGGUAGCAGACUUUUCCAAAACUCUUUAUUUCUAUAGGUUUUUGUCUAUAUUGAACACUUUCAAAGAGCUAAGUUUCACUUGUUUACGUCUGAGAGCUGUGCCUCAUGGCUCUAGACUCUGUCGGCAGGUAAUCCUCUCAGAGAGAACGGACAGUAUGUAGUAACCUCUUACUUCAGUCAGACAGCCGGUGUUGCUGUUCAUAACCAAUCAAUACAAUGUUGUAAUCAAUCCAUGUUGUACCAAGCUUAGAGUCUUCACAUGUGUUUACUUACAGGAGUGGUUUACAGUACUGGAACACUACCACAGACUCACCGCAACCGUCUCAGACCUCAUCAUGGGAAACUCAUACAUCUUCAGAGUGUUCACUGAGAACAAGGUGGGAAUGAGUGAGGGCUGUGCUGUGACCAAGGGUGCGGCUACCAUCCAGAAAACAGGUGACCUCCGCGGCUCAUUUCUUAACCCCUCUGAAGUGUUUAAAGACGUGGCUGCUGUACAAGUUGCUACUUAGGCUUUAAUGAGCUGAAGUAAGUCUGUGGGUCUUGUUAGUUUGCGUGUGUGCGUGUGUGUCUCUGCGUAAGUGUGUCUUUAAAGUGAAGACUUGAAGGGUGGAAAUGACUCUGGCACUGCUUUAAACAUGAGUGGGGACCCUCUUGGCUGCUGGUCAGCUCCUACUGAAAUAUAUUUUAAGAGGUUCUGACAGCAUUAAGACAGCUGGCAAAGCAAACGCUGCUCUUCCUGUGAGUGUGUGUGCUGUGCAUAUGGAUGUUUACACCUUAUUUACCUGUGUCCUUGCAAGGGAUGUCAUAAGGUCAGCAUGCUAAAUCCGGUUACUCCCAUUGAUGAAAUAAGUAGUUCGCUAUAUAGUAUAGUUCGCUUCACUGUCCGCUGUGUUGUUCAAGACCGGUUCUUAAUGGUUGGUUCUCCAUGACUUUUUAACAAUCUCAUCUCUUUAAACAUUUCUUCACAGAUAUUGUCUACAAGCCCCCUGAAUACCCUGAGCACGACUUCAGUGAGGCCCCCAAGUUUACCACUACCCUCAGUGACCGUGCUGCCACAGUGGGAUACACCACCAAGCUGCUGUGUUCUGUCCGUGGAUGCCCUAAGGUUAGACAGACAACCCUCGAGUCAAUCAUCAGUAUAUCUCAUCUUGAUAAACGAUAGCUAAUCUUUGAAGUCAGCGUUUGAAAACAUCUGGAGGAGUUUUUUUAUCAUCAAACAUCAAUCUCCAAGAUUUGUAGUUCUAUAUAUGAGCAGCUCUGACUGGGAUCCUUUAAUAAAUCAUCUGAGUGUGCGGUUUACCGCUUCAAAUGAAAUAUCGAUGUCACUGCUAGAAGAUCUCCCGUGGAGAACGGGGGCAGAGCUUACACUGGCAUGUCUGUGUGAAGUUUCAAUAUGUCUCUCACUUUUCUUGGCUGCCACUGCUCUGGUUAAACAUAUCUUUACAGUUGUCUGGCUGACGCAGAUGGUGGAAAUGUGUUUGAUUAGCUGUCCUUGGUGAGAGUAGUCAAGGACAGCUCGGACAGUCUGUCCACGCUGGUGUAGCGGAGACAAACCAGACAGAAGGGGAUGGUGGCCCAGGCUGCACUCAGUACGACCGAUUGUCCCUGAAGAGCCUGAAUUUGAUCUUAAUUUGAAAUUAGACCUCUAGAGAUGGCCCUGCUGUGUCCCAACUGGGUCUCUGCUGCCUCUCCCUGAGAACCAGCCGGUUUGAUUUCUGCGACCAGUUUGACAAAUUUUCAGCUGCUGUAUCCUGCAACAGAAUCCGAGGAGCUAUGUGAAAAUAGACCCGCUGAUUAUCUGUAGACCACGGAAAGAGAGGCACUGGACACCUCCUUCAUACAGGAGACUCUCGUUCUCUGAAUGUGUACUUAACCUAUGUUCAACCCCAACUAUUUGAACCUGCUGCCACAGGUUAAUCCCUCAGUGUCAGCUUUCACACAGCCUUGACUGUGGUCCUUGCCACAUAACUCCUGAACCACAUAGUUACAUAAUUAUGGAAAGCAACACUAAAAUUAAAAUGCAGUUUUCCCGUCCCUCUAACUUUCACCACGGCCCUCUUUUUAGUUUUUAUCUCCUUUUGUAUAACAUCUACUAUCUGAAGUAUUUCACACCUCAGUAGCAUGUGUGAAAGCCGUUUGUCAGGCUACUCUCUCUCUUACUAAGAGUCCACGGCCUAUUGAGGAUGUCCUGUUAGUUGUCCUGCUGACUCUGAUAAAGAGACAGACAGAGGCUUCAUGAUGAGCAGGGAGAGAGGCUAGAUAAGCAGAGUGAAGUCAAAGAGACAAUGAUAAGUCUUCAGUGGAGAUGUUGUUUUAUCACAUUAGUUUCUAUUUUUGCCACCUGUCAUGAGUGGAGCUGUGUUAUCAGUGUGACUGAUAUCUGCACACAGAUGCCCGAAGACAGAAAUGUGAUUGGCCAAGACAGAGAGAUGGACAUUAGACGUUAGGUCAGCUGAUUUAUUAUCGUGUAUUUAAAAGCUGAUAUAUCCUCUUUCAAAAUACAUGGCUGUAAUUACAUCUCAUCAUCUCUGUUUUUGCUUUACUUGAUCUUUUCUGUCAUAGCAAGACAAACUAUGAUCUCAUUGGCUAAUCAAUCUUCUCGGACAGGUGUAAACACACUCAGCUGCGUCUGCCACAUAAAACCUGUAGGUCGACAGAGUAAGUCAGCACCAGUAGCAUCUUCAUCUUUCACCAGUGUUGGUUUGCAAAAACAUCAUUAAGAUCAGCUGCAGCACCUCUCAUCUGCCGAAGCUCAAACGUACAGAAGCUGGUCUCCUGCCAAGACUGGAAUUUGAAGACUAGAAAUUUCCUCAUCUUUUAUUAGAGAGGGCAGUAGAGGUAAUGAAGACUCAACAGAUAGUAUUAGUUUUGACUUAAACAUAGUUUGAGUUUCACCACCAAGCUGCGCAUACAACAUUUAAGCUCGAACAGAUGUUUCACCCUCAGUUAAAAAUGUAAAACCCUUACACAAUCUGAAAUUUAUCCUAUUAAAAUCUGUUUCAAUCAUUUCCAAGAAUUAUCUUGCAUAACUCUUCAGUUUACCGGAACAGUUUUUGACCAUUUUAAAGCCACUGAAGAGUCACCUUUUCAAAUAUUCUGUUACCUCCAAUCUCCCCAUAUCAGCUUAAAUUAAAAAAACACCAUUUUGAAAUCUUAGGCAGCAACUAAGAACUAAAUCUGUUUCACGCAUCACUGCCGGAGAAUUAAAACAAUUUGUGCUGAAAUGCAUCAGCUGAAUUGAAAUCCUAUAACCAGAGUCUCCUGCAUGAAGCUGGACCCUCAGAAAUCCAGGGAGCGUGUCACAGAGACCCUGAAUAGCACAUAGCUCGAGAGGUCAGGAAAAACACUUACAGUGCUCUCGUUCUACCAAUGUGUCACCCUCAGCACAGACUGCCUGAGUUCACUGAAAACAAGCCAAGCCCAGUGCCCUCAAAUGUUCAGAGUGUAAACAAACAAGUGCAAGACUUAAGCAGAUAGAGAGUAAUUCUAAUAAACAAAUCUAUGUAAUGAAUGUGUGCAACCUUGGGAUCAAUGUAAGUAAAAGAUAGAUAAUAUAAAGACAGCAGCUUUGAUAUGCUUUCACUGAAAUACUUAAAAAUCUCAUAAAUGUAAAAUGACUUUUUUAAAUAAGUGAUUUCUAAAUUUUGAUUCUGAUCCCAAAUGAUUGAAAUCUUUUUCAACUCAGAAUCAGAAGUCCUCAAAUUUUCCCUCCACCUUUGGCAAUUUUUACAUAUUCAAAGAAAUAAAACUUAAAAAAUAGAAGAAAAGCAACAAAAGCAAUCUUAGUGGAACUAUAAAAUCUAUGUACUACACCCUGAGGUCAUUUAUUAGACAUUAUUUUACCAUAUCUGCAGGAGUUGAUCCCAAGGUCAAUGGAAAAUAUCCACAGAACUACAAAAUCCUCUUGUCCUGUUCUAAAGAUAUAUCAUUCCCAUGUUCCUAGAUCUCUAUAUGUCUGACUGAAAACUGAUAUCCUGCUUAUACUUCCUUCAAGUAGCUGCUUACUCUGAUUAAGUUUGUUUUUAGCAACUGAUCCUGUCAUAAACAGAGAAGUAGCCGUGUGAAAAUUUCCAAAAACCUGUGAAUAUGUUUUUAAGAGAACGUGAUAAAUUCCUGAAUAUUAGCCUCACCCACAUCUGGAUCAAAAAAUGUUUGAAAUAACAAAUAACUAAAUUUAUUAUUUUAUUUUAUUUUAUUUUAUUUAUUUAACUAAAUAAAUAAGAAGUAACUUUAAUCAGGACAUCCUUAAACAUGCCAAUUUUCUUUGUGUUUGCUCAUGUCCAAGUUAGGCUCUGUAUUUAAAUAAAUUUACAUCAAGGUUUGUGUAACUCUGGCUCAUUUUAGUUUAUUUACACUGUAAUAACUUGAACUGUUCCCAAGCAUUACUCCGAAAAAAGGGCAAAUUUAAAAAUAAUAAAUAAGUCAUUUAGGAUCACGACAGUCAUUACUCAACUGUGGAUUAAAGAUUUGUCACACAUGUUGGAUGUCUUCUCUCCCUUCUCUCUCAGCCUAAGAUUGAGUGGUUGAAGAAUCAGAUGGUGAUCGGUGACGACCCCAAGUAUCGUCAGAUCUCUAACCAGGGCAUCUGCUCCCUGGAGAUCCGCAAGCCCUGCAGCUUUGAUGGAGGCGUGUACACCUGCAGAGCCAAGAAUGCCCAGGGAGAGGCCACUGUGUCCUGUAAACUGGAGGUCAAACGUACGUAUAAAGCUGUAAAUCUCUGGAAUUGAUUGAAAUUCUGCUUAUUGCCUUGUUGCCAAGAGUGAAAUGGAGUAAUAGAUACUAUUUUUACUUGCCUAAUAUAAAGCUGAAGGCAACAGCAAGUAUCAGGUUCAGUGCUGGAGGGUGGGUUUCAUUAACUCUGACUCGAGCUAAUCUGGUUGUGUAAUCUAGUUUUCAUUCCUCAUGCUAAACUGAAUUUAAUCUUUCCCCAGGAUGUAGUUUGAUGGAGGUACCAGAACCUCAGUCCUCUAAAAAAAAACUGGAAGUAACUCUAUAUUCCUCUCUCAACAGAGAUUAUUAUUUCAGAGGAGAAGGGAAAAUAA
Molecule: messenger RNA, 16677 nt
Organism: Xyrichtys novacula (pearly razorfish)
Lineage: Eukaryota; Metazoa; Chordata; Actinopteri; Labriformes; Labridae
Source: the annotation of a GenBank genome assembly